UCACACUGCUCACCAGCAAAACCAAACAGCAACAACAAACAAACAAAAAUAGUGCAUCACAAUAAUGCUAUUAUCAGUAUUAAUUAAAGGGAACACCACCAGCAUAAUCGAAACCAUGCCAACUUUGCGUCAUUAAGAACAAUUGAACAUUACAGACCUUCUGGAAAAUCCCAGAAGCAUGAUAGUGACGUCACUUGCGAAACAAAGCGAAAACUGCGCAGAAACACAAGGGAAAUCUGUUUAGGCAAGGUCGAUGGAAAAAGAGGCGGGAGUAUUAUAGAAACUGAUCCCCCAGAUUUCACUUUUACCACAAUUACAAAUUGAUUACAAAUCAAAGCGGAGCGAGCUCAAAGUAUUCAGUUCAAGAUGACACGCGAUGAGAAGCUGCCGCUCAAACAGGCGGAGAUCUCCAUACAAAGGUUUCAGGAUACGGCGGUACCCCACCAUCUGAGCCUUUUAAAAAACCAUCGCAGCAAUAUUGAGAAAAGUCUUGCCCUCGGCGACUGGCAAAAAAUCAAAAAAGAGGAACUCAAUGCCUGGCGGGUUGUCAAGCAGAUCAAGAAUCUGCUUCUGGAAAUGGAUGCACUGCGUGAAAAAGUGCGGGAGGAGGAUCUGGAACGCUUUGAUGACCUCAUGCGUCCUGGCAGGGAAAACGCCUUUGCUGGCAUGAAGGAAUUUGCAGAACUGCAACUCAAGUCACCUACCUCAACUUUGGGUUCCCAGUACGACGAAGACCAGGAUAAAGAACCACAGGACGUGGACAUGACCAAUUUACCAGCCCACCGUCACAUGCCGCAACUACAACUCAAUUUCCAGCCGGAGGAGCACCAGUUGGCCCAAAGACAAGCCUGUCUGGAUCAGAUGGAAAACCUGCAAAGGGAGAUUUACGAUCUACACGGAAUGUUCCACGGCAUGCGACAACUGACUGCAGAGCAAUCAGUAGUGGUUGAGAAGAUCGCAGACAAUGCGGAGGAAGCUCUGGAAAAUGUUCAGCAAGGCGAAUUGAACCUGCGCCGGGCUCUCACCUACAAGAAGGCCAUGUACCCUGUUAUGGGAGCUCUCCUGGGCACCUGUGUAGGAGGACCUAUAGGCCUGGUGGCAGGAAUUAAAGCUGGAGGAUUGGCUGCCGUGGGUUGUGGCAUUCUUGGCUUCACCGGUGGUUCCGUUCUCAAGGCUAAUCCCAAUGUAAUGCACGGCAAUAUAGAGGAGGAGCAGGCGGAGCCGGAUAGCGAAUCGACCGAGAGACUGGAGCUCAAGGAGAAGCCGGAAUGACCCGCAGGAGAAAGCGCUCCACGAUCCGCAUCCACGGCUCUGGCCACUACGCACAUCUGGUCGGCGAAUACGCGGCGCUUGGAGGCGGCCACCAGCGGAGUUAUCUGCAGUGUGCGCAGCUAUUGUUCCAUUCAGUAGAAAUUUUACACUGGUUUUAGUUCAAUAUCCCCAUUUUGUGAUUAUCCAUGUGCAGUAGAGCUAAAAAGCAUCAUCUCAACAUUGUUUCUAAUUUAAGCGUUGGAUAUUUUGAUGUUCACAUGACACCGCAACUGUUUGUAGAUUUUAAGGCUUUAAUAAGCAAUAAUAAGUCGUAGCUUUAACAACUA
Molecule: messenger RNA, 1598 nt
Organism: Drosophila rhopaloa
Lineage: Eukaryota; Metazoa; Arthropoda; Insecta; Diptera; Drosophilidae
Gene: Syx17
Product: syntaxin-17
Exons: 3
Coding region: 367-1272 (301 amino acids)
Biological process (GO): vesicle fusion; intracellular protein transport; exocytosis
Cellular component (GO): autophagosome membrane; plasma membrane; endomembrane system
Molecular function (GO): SNAP receptor activity; SNARE binding
Source: RefSeq, a predicted model, not a curated record